AUGCCUCCUACGCCGGUGUCGCGUUCCAAGGCGCAGGAAGCCCCCGCCUCGGAGAAGAAACGGCUUUAUGGUGCCUGGCAGGACGGCCAGUGGUGGUGUAAUUGUGAACCUCGCAAGAAUGCCGCACUGCGCCAGGUGAAGAAGGACGGCCCUAACAAGGGCAGGUUUUUCUGGACCUGUGCAACGCCACUGCCUUGCAAAUUCUUUCUAUGGAGAGAUGACGCCCUUGUUCGAGAAUCUGGCCUUGACCCAGCGGACAACCAAGCUGCGCCACCGAGCCCCAAGACCUCCGGCUGGGCCAAGCCGUCAACUAUCACUCAGAAGUCUCUGGAGUCCUUUGGCAUUCAAUCUACGCCGUCUAAGAGGAAGAGAAGGCCGAACGCUUCUUCGGAUCAGGGCGAGGAAUUUUUCACCGACCCGGACUCGGAAGAGGAGCUCCAACUGGCAGAGAUGACAGACACAAGCGUGCAAACAGCCGCUCCGCAUCGCCCCUCAGACGAUCUCUUCACCACACCUUCCACAAGCCGUCGUACUACUGACAUUGUGGGCGGCUUGCCUACACCAUCUGUGUCCAGAGUUCUGUUCCCUGCGUCAGAGGUAAAACGUUCCAAGACGGCGUCAUUUGAGGGCCCGCCACCUUGCGAUACUCUGCCAACCCCGUCUAAAACGCCAUCGUCACACUCGAGCUUCGAUGUCGGCUGUCCACCAAGUAGCGGUUCCGGCGCCACCACCGAGAACAUGACGGAGCAAGUCAUGACGCUGUUGAGUAGCCAGAAAAUUGACCCGGCUGUUCUUCAAUCUGUGCGCCAGCUGCUGUUGACGUCGGACCGGAAAACCAAGGGUAUUGCCAUGGGCAGAGAUUCAGUGCGAGCGGCACUGAAGGAAAAGGACAAGAGGAUUUCUCAGCUCCAAGAGAAGAUACGGGACCUGGAAAGUCAAGUCGCAUACAAGCACGAGCGCGUGACCAAACUCAAGGCACAGAUAAUGCGAGUGUAUGAAGAAGGCUAG
Molecule: messenger RNA, 1008 nt
Organism: Metarhizium album ARSEF 1941
Lineage: Eukaryota; Fungi; Ascomycota; Sordariomycetes; Hypocreales; Clavicipitaceae
Product: Zinc finger, GRF-type
Exons: 2
Coding region: 1-1008 (335 amino acids)
Molecular function (GO): zinc ion binding
Source: RefSeq, a predicted model, not a curated record